GAUUUAUAAAAUGAUAACAUGCAGCAACGCUUACUCAUAUUCACAUUGCAAAUAAUCAACUUGAACUGAUCAUGACUGGUUUUAAUCAUAAAUGUGGCCAGUUACAAAGGCUCCGCCUCUAAAGUAGACAGUUCCUUCCUGGAGUCAUAUUAAAAACACUGCAGAGCUACAAGCAGUCGCAGCAUGAAGACCUUCAUCUGGUUCAAUACUGUCGUUAUCUGCAGCAUCAGCUGGAUCUCUGUCUCAGAGGCUCAGUCUCAGACUGUGAAGGUCCAGUCUGGUCAAAGUGUCACACUGAGGUCCCCCAAACUGCCUGGUGAUGCUGUGAUAAUCUGGUCCAGAUUGAUCAAAACAACCAAUGCCAGCUGUAUCUGUUAUAAGAUCGAACUUAAAAAUGAAACUCAAUUCUGUGAAGGAUUUAAGGAUGGAAACAUUGAAAUGGGAGUCAACGCCACUGGAGUGCAGCUCACAAUCAGAAAAGUUAAUUUAUCUGAUUCUGGAAUUUAUUUUUGUGAAUUUUACAGUGGAGAAAACAACAUUUACCAUGUGAUAUAUUUAGAUGUUGAAGGUAAGAAUAUGGCAGGCAGUGAAGAAACUCAGGACCACUUGGACACAGCGUGUCAAACGCAAUGUAAUAAAACAACAUGUGUGAUGAGCCUGAUCCUCGGUGGUGUGACUGUUUUCCUUCUCCUGGUCGUUACUGGUCUGGUUGUUUCACUCAGGAAACUUCAAACAGCUGAGAAUGAGGAACAGAAAACACAUCAGCAGGAGAAUCCAGCCUCUGAUGACCUGAACUAUGCAGCAGUGAGUUUCCGUCAAAAAGAAAGACGAAGAGAAGUGGAGCCAAACGUUGUGUAUUCUGCUACUAGAUAGACUGAAGAAGCAACAAACAGAUUAUUGCAAACUGAGGACUGAUUUAUAACAAGUUGAAAAAAAACUCUGACUGAUGCUCAUGAGAAUCUAUGAUUGUUUUGGCAAAAAUAACCUAGUUUUAAUUUUUUUUCUCCAUUUAAAGCUGAAAUGAUUUACAAUAUUGUGCGUGUAAUGGAGUAGGAAAAUGUACCAUCAACCAACCAGUUUUACACCUGUCUAUCGGUUUCUAAAAUAAAUACUAACA
Messenger RNA from Betta splendens (Siamese fighting fish), 1117 nucleotides. RefSeq lists its product as uncharacterized. NCBI's taxonomy places the organism in Eukaryota, Metazoa, Chordata, Actinopteri, Anabantiformes, Osphronemidae. The coding region runs from base 184 to 873 and encodes 229 amino acids. The record is from RefSeq and is a predicted model, not a curated record. The transcript is spliced from 5 exons.